AUGGUAGAACUGCAGGAGCGGAUCCAAUUACGAUUGAGCUGCAAGCAAGUUGGGAAGGAGAUUUACCAAGCCGCGGAGAGCAGAAAAUUAUUCGAACUCCCCAAUUAUUCCGAAACCUUCCAUCUCCCAUUUCUCAAGGCAAAGAUUAAUGAGGCAUUGCGGUUACAUCCUGGCGUUAGAUGCAAUGUGCCUCAGGUCUUCGGUAAGAAUGGGAUUAAGUGA
Molecule: messenger RNA, 222 nt
Organism: Penicillium vulpinum
Lineage: Eukaryota; Fungi; Ascomycota; Eurotiomycetes; Eurotiales; Aspergillaceae
Product: Cytochrome P450 E-class group I
Exons: 2
Coding region: 1-222 (73 amino acids)
Molecular function (GO): iron ion binding; monooxygenase activity; heme binding
Source: RefSeq, a predicted model, not a curated record